This is a messenger RNA of Lates calcarifer (barramundi perch), 2030 nucleotides long. RefSeq names its product golgin subfamily A member 7. NCBI's taxonomy places the organism in Eukaryota, Metazoa, Chordata, Actinopteri, Centropomidae. The record is from RefSeq and is a predicted model, not a curated record. Bases 146 to 580 code for a protein of 144 amino acids. Gene Ontology annotation, cellular component: palmitoyltransferase complex; Golgi stack. The transcript is spliced from 6 exons. Gene Ontology annotation, biological process: Golgi to plasma membrane protein transport; protein targeting to membrane; peptidyl-L-cysteine S-palmitoylation.
AUUCGUUAGCAAUUGCAUUGUUGAAAUUCUUAUCAAUACCUCUGUGCCUAAGACACUUUUAUUGUGAAAACAAUGGGCCGGAAAUCGUAGUGGGCUGUUUGAGCUGGAGAAUAGAUGCGCACCAGCUACGGGGGAAACGUCCACUAUGGCUGAGACCCACAGCUUGCAGGACCUCCAGCAGCCAGCUGUCUCCUCCAAGGUGUUUAUCCAGAGAGACUACAGCUCAGGAACCAUCUGCAAGUUCCAGACCAAGUUCCCCUCUGAACUUGAGUCAAGGCUCGAUAAGCAGCAGUUUGAGGAAACCAUCCAGACUUUAAACAACCUGUAUGCAGAGGCGGAGAAACUAGGGGGGAAGUCUUACCUGGAGGGCUGCCUGGCUUGUCUAACUGCAUAUACAAUCUUCCUCUGUAUGGAGACACACUAUGAAAAGGUGCUAAAGAAGAUUGCCAGAUACAUAAAGGACCAGAAUGAGAAGAUAUAUGCUCCCAGGGGUUUGCUGCUGACUGACCCCAUAGAGAGAGGCCUCAGAGUUGUUGAAAUCACCAUCUUUGAAGACAGAAGUAUUGGCUCUGGAAGAUAAAAGAAUCUUUCGACUGAUGUCUCUGACCAGAUACUCUUCAUCUGUCUGGCAACACAUACUCAGAUAUCUGCUUCACCUGAAUGAUGUAUAUAAUUAUGAUCUGAUCUUUUUUUCUGUUAUUUAUAAGUAAUCUACUAUCUGCCUUUCCUUAUGUUUGUCUUAUGUUUUCAUGUCUUUUUUUAUACAUGAGGUGAUGUACAGUAAAGUGACACAUUUUUGUUUGCUCUUCUCUGUGCUUCAGCACAUUCAAUUGAAAAUAAAAUAAUGGAUACUACAUUAAAGUGCCAAAUUUAAUUUGAGUGGAUUUAUGUCCGAAUAGAACCCUUUUAACACAUGGUGCCCAAAUUUCAAGGGUUCAAAAGUAAUUGGGCACUUGGCUGCUAAUGUUUCUUUGGCAGCUGUUUGUCGUUUCAGUGUUAGUUCAUACAGAAAAGAGCUCAUAUGGCAACAAGCAGUAGGAGGAAUGCAAAGGUAUGCAAGAGCAUUCUGUGUGCUCUGAUUCAGCCAAAUACACUGAAACUCCUAGGACAACAUUUUGUUAUUUUCCACACCAUAUGAUGAUUUCUGUUUGACUUCAUGUGCAUCUGUCUUUACCUUUAUCUCUAAAUGUUGAGCACCAUGUGUUAAAAAGACUAUAUGUCCCUCACAGUUAUCUUUGUAUUGAUGUAAACAUACUCAAACUAAAGCUGAGACUUGGCACUGUUAGUAGUACUCAAAUAGAAUGUGUGGAAGCCCAGAGCCUGAAGAACAAAAAUGUGCAACACUCCAAACACUCAUGGUUUGGACUGUAUAAAUUACGUCCUUGUUGAUCAAGACCGGUCUUAAUGAAUGAUGCCAUUGUGUUAAAUGCCACUUUUUGAUCAUGGUAAUCAUAAGCAAUUUGACUUGUCUGUUGUUUUGCAAAUGAUAUAAAGUCAAAUAAUGUAUUGUCGCCAAGAGUUGUCAUAGAACUAGGUUGGGGCCCAGUUGUUGGCACAGUAAUUUUGUUAUGGGUGCUCCACAGUAUUAACAUGCUGGUUGUAGCCUUUGUUGAGGCAACUGUUUUCUUAAUUGUGCAUGAAUGGGACUUUUUUGGAGGAAAUCGUGUCAUGUUAAACACACACAUUGGAAGCUCUUAACUGAAGAUUUUUGAGACUUCAAGGAUGGAGCAUGUUUACCAUUAAUAGGUAUUACAAAACAAUAACGUGAUCUAGUACAUUUUGAGAAAUGUACGUCUCCACCAUGUCAUAGUUCAACUGCACUAAAUGUUCCAAAUGAUAUCCAACAAUCCUGUUUCAAUCCUGUAUUGUGAAUGUCUUUCCCUUUUCCAUUAUCACCAAACACCACAGGAACCUUAAACUCUGAACUCCACACAUGAUUGCUGUAAUUGGUGUUUGAUACAACCGGUCUACUUUUCUUACAAAUAUUGUUCUGUUUUGUCUAAAUAAAUGGUCUUUUCCUGAAAUCUGUA